UUGUAUCCGUGACGGUUGGAUUAGGCAGUUUAGCAUUUUGUGCCCUUUUUUCCUGCUUUGUUGAUAGUUUGGCUCUGUGGGUUCCCACAUAUCCCGAGAGCACGUGAACGCCGCAGCAGGGAGCUCAUCUGUUGGACGGGGAAACUAAUCAGGAGCCAAGUAAAGACUUUUCAACACUGCGAGCUAAUAGGCUAGCACUGCUCCAAAGUCAGCCGCCACUACGGAAACGGGGUAGGGACUUUGUUUGUGACCGACAACAUCUCCUCUAGGCAGGAAACAACUUUGAAGCCAUGUUAUAUUGGCGGGGAAACACUUGAAUCGUUUAAAGUAUAAAAGCGAGCUGCCUCCGGUCAGCUAGCUCCAUAACGUUAGCUGGGAAAGAAGUGGAGGCUUAAAAAAACAAAACAAAAAACCCAAACAAACAUGGAGCUGGACGACGUAGUCCUCUACCAGGACGACUCGGGCGACUCGGACGUGAUGUCCGAGCGGGUCGCCGGUCUGGCCAGCUCCAUCUACCGGGAGUUCGAGCGGCUCAUCGAGAGGUACGACGAGGAGGUGGUGAAGGACCUGAUGCCGCUGGUGGUCGGGCUGCUGGAGAACCUGGACUCGGUGUUCGCCGCCAACAAGGAGCACGUCGUGGAGCUGGAGCUGCUGAAGGAGGACAACGAGCAACUUGUCACUCAGUACGAGCGGGAGAAAGCGCUGAGGAAACACGCAGAGGAGAGAUACAUUGCCUUAGAAGACUCCCAAGACGGAGAGAAAAAGGACCUCCAGUCUCGACUGGUAACUUCGGAGUCACACGUGCGGCAGCUAGAGCUAAAGACAAAGAACUAUGCAGAUCAGAUAAGCAGAUUUGAAGAGAGAGAAGCAGAACUGAAGAGGGAGUACAAUGCUCUUCAUCAAAGACACACUGAGAUGAUCCACAGCUACAUGGAGCACCUGGAGCGAGCGAAACACCAGCACCCGACCACACCAGCAGAGCCGUCAGAUACAGGAUCGUCAGCUAAGAGACGGAAAGAGCGCCCCAUCUCCAUGGUUUUCCAACUUCCCGGGCCCGAUGGCAUGACCUCUGAAUUCCAGCGGGACCCUGUCGAUACCCCGUCUGAACCAUGGAGAUUCAACAACCUCAGCCAGCCGCAGUCCAACACCAGCAUCAAGGACGAGUUGGCCAAUGCAAACCGUGGAAACUCCAAGCCCAGCACAGCAGCCAACCAGGGAAACGCCUCUAAGCCUUUAGCUGCAGCGUCCUUAAACAAUGGAUCGUCCAAAGCAAACACUCCAGCGUCGUCUCAGGGCGGUUCUGUCACUCCGCUGUCUCCUCAUGAAGUGGCCAAUGGUGAACUCGCGCUCACCUCUUCUUCACCACUUUCUACGGCUGCUUCUGAUGUCACCAUGGAGUCCGUGGAGCAGGAAACUUCAGGAGGACUCGACAGGAAAAGCGGAAAAUCCCAAAACGGAGAGAACAAGGAAACGUCGAGGGAAGAACAGAAGGGCUGGCGCGGAGACGACGUCCAGAAGUCUGCCUCUGCGCCCGUCACAAGUGAAGAUGGAGACGAGAGCCCAGAGAAGUCUGAGGUACAGGCUAUCAUAGAGUCCACUCCUGAGCUGGACAUGGACUUUGACGGCUGCCAAGGGACAAGCACACCGACCAAAGGUGGCAUCGAGAAUCCAGCCUUCGACCGCAACAACGACUCUCUGUUCGACGAGCUGGCGUCUGCAGGAAACGACAUGAUCGGCGACGUGGACGAGGGAGCCGACCUCCUGGGUAUGGGUCGGGAGGUCGAACAUCUAAUCCAUGAGAACACCCAGCUGCUGGAGACCAAAAACGCUCUGAAUGUGGUGAAAAACGACCUCAUUGCUCAAGUGGACGACCUGUCCUGUGAGAAGGAGGUUCUGCGAGGCGAGCUGGAGGCCGUCGCACAGGCCAAGACCAAACUGGAGGAGAAAAACAAAGAAUUAGAAGAGGAGCUAAGGAAAGUUAAAGCUGAACUGGAUGAGGCCAAACAGAAGGUCAAGACUGAAAACGAGGACGAUGUAAGCAUCAUUGAAAUCAUGGAACGAGUUGAAACGUGCUCGUGGUUUUGUCUCAUGGUUACGUUGUGCCUGCAGAGCGACGUGCCCACAGCCCAGAGGAAACGUUUCACCAGAGUGGAGAUGGCCAGAGUCCUGAUGGAGAGGAACCAGUAUAAAGAGAGGCUGAUGGAGCUGCAGGAAGCCGUCAGAUGGACAGAGAUGAUCCGCGCUUCAAAGGAGAAUCCCGCUCUUCCAGAGAAGAAGAAAUCCAGCCUCUGGCAGUUGAUUUUCAGCCGUCUGUUUAGCUCGUCGGGCGGAGCGGGGAAGAAGCCGGCGGGGGAGGCGCCGGUCAACGUCAAGUACAACGCGCCCACCUCGCAGAUUCAGCCGUCCGUCAAGAAGAAGAGCAGCGCCCUGCAGCAGCUGCCCAGCGACAAGAGCAAAGCGUUUGACUUCCUCAAUGAGGAUCCGCCACCUGAGAGUUCGGUGUCACGGCGAGAGCAGAAGAGAGCUCAGUACAAACAGGUCAAAGCUCACGUCCAGAAGGAGGACGGCAGAGUGCAGGCCUACGGCUGGAGCCUGCCCAAGAAAUACAAAGCUAAUGGAGGUCAGGCAGACGGCAAGAUGAAGAAUCUGCCUGUUCCCGUCUUCCUCAGGCCGCUGGAUGAGAAAGAUCCCACUAUGAAGCUGUGGUGUGCUGCAGGUGUCAACCUGUCUGGAGGGAAAACCAGAGACGGAGGCUCAAUCGUGGGAGCCAGCGUGUUUUACAGCGACGUGUCCGGCGCGGAAAGUCCCAGAAAGAAGAGAGGCUCGCAGAGCAGCAUCGAUGAACUGGAUCAGGAACUGAAGGAGCAGCAGAAAGAGUUGCGGCACCAGGACGAGUUUUCCUCUCUGGUGUGGAUCUCCACCAGCACCCAGUCCAAUUCGAACGUCGUCGUCGUCGACGCCAACCAGCCCGGGAACAUCCUGGAGAGCUUCUUCGUUUGCAACUCGCACGUCUUCUGCAUCUCUAGUGUACCCGGUGCAAGAGAGACCGACUAUCUAGCCGGAGAGGAAGUGUCCUCAGGCACUGACGCAGGCCCAGUGGGAGACGGCGGCUUGUCGACGGCCAACGGCGGCUCAGAGGGCGGCGACAGCAUCCUCGGAGGCAUCACAGUGGUGGGCUGUGACGGCGAGGGAGCGACGGCUGUUCCUCAGACAGCAGACAGUUCAGACUCCAGACCAGCAGAAGAGGCCAUGGAGGCCAUGGAGACCAGCGCAGGGCCUGUUGACCACAGCGAGAGCCUGAGAGGCAUCUACACCGAACACGUCUUCACAGAUCCACUGGGAGCGCAGCAGACCAGGGAGACGCCAGCUAACUAUUCUCAGAGAGAGAGCGAUCUGCUGAAAGACGGAGUGAGUUCAAACCCCGACGCAGAGGAGCAGGACCUGAUGAUAGAAGAAGCUCAGAAAAUGAGCAGCGUUCUGCCCACCAUGUGGCUGGGGGCCCAGAAUGGAUGCGUGUACGUCCACUCGUCUGUUGCUCACUGGAAGAAGUGUCUCCACUCUAUAAAGCUGAAGAAGCCCGUGAUCGGCAUAGUACACGUGAAGGGACGGGUCCUGGUUAGCCUGUCGGAUAGCACGUUAGCCAUUUUCCACAGAGGAACGGAUGGACAGUGGGACCUGACCAACUACCAUCUGCUGGACCUGGGGAAGCAGCACCACUCCAUCCGCUGCAUGACCGUGGUGCAUGACCGUGUGUGGUGCGGCUACCGGAACAAGAUCCAUGUGGUGCAUCCCAGAGCCAUGAAGGUUGAGAAAACCUUCGACGCCCACCCUCGUAAGGACAGCCAGGUCCGUCAGCUGGCCUGGCACGGGGACGGGAUCUGGGUGUCCAUCAAGCUGGACUCCACUCUCAGACUGUUCCACGCACGCACACACCAGCACCUGCAGGACAUCGACAUCGAACCCUACGUCAGCAAGAUGCUCGGUACGGGCAAGCUGGGCUUCUCGUUUGUGAGGAUCACGGCUUUAAUGGUUUCAUGUAGCCGCUUGUGGAUUGGGACUGGAAAUGGAGUCAUCAUCUCUGUUCCCGUUACGGAGACAGCCAACAAUGUAGCCAAGUCAUCAGGUAACAAUCCUGGAGGCGUGGUUCGCGUCUACGGAGACGACAGCGGGGACAAGGUGACGGCCGGGACCGUCGUUCCCUACUGCUCCAUGGCUCACGCUCAGCUCAGUUUCCAUGGUCACAGGAACGCGGUCCAGUUCUUCGCCGCAGUUCCAGGUCACGCAGAUCCGUCGGCAUCCAGCGGAGGAGAGUCAGCGGGAGACAAGUCCGCCGAUGUCUCCGCUCAGGAAGGAAGCAGGUCCAUGUUGGUGAUGAGUGGAGGAGAAGGCUACAUCGACUUCAGAAUGGGCGAUGAGGACGGGGAGGCAGACGAGCUAGACGACCCCGCCUUAAAACUGCAGCCCUUCCUCGCGAAAGCCGAGCGCAGCCACCUCAUCGUCUGGCAGGUCAUGGUCGGCGAAGACUGAACUCAGCAUCACUGAAACCCUGAUUUGCCCCCUUUUUUAAAAUUUAUUUUAAGACCACAGAAACAGAGGAGAAAGCACAAGAUUAAUCAGCACUUAUUUCUUUAUUUUGCUCCCUCGGUCUCGAACAAUGGAAGCAAAACAAGCAAAAACUGCUCUGCGAGCAUUUUUUUUCUGUUAACCUUGAACGCAUGGAACUGCUUUGUCCUUUUUUUUCUUCUAUGUCAUGAAUUUCAAGCAUUACAUCUUAUCGCCUCGCGGACUUAAAUUUUAUUUGCGGUAAGGCGGAUGUUUGCCGGCUUUCCGGUUGAAUCCCUUCACCUGCGCUGACCCGGGGCGCUGCUGAUGUUCCGUCAGCUGGUCAGAGGGAGGAAAACAGCUUCCUGUUUGUCCUCUGACGAAUGUAAGACGUAGCGAGCGACGUGGGAGUCAAUCAUGGCGGGAUCGUUUUUCUCUAUCAAAUUUCGGUUCUGUUUUUUUACGUGGAGAGCUUCUUUGAAAGCCAAUAGGUGGCUUGUAUUUCAAUUGUGUUUGGCUCUAAUACUCAUAUUCAUCCCAUGUGCAGAGGCUUAACGGGAAUGUUUUUCAUCGUGUAUUUCAAAUGGCCCGGUUUGUUCCUCAAAUAUCACCACAGGUCCCUAUUCAUUUAACAAAAAAAACACACACAACAGUGUUUAUGAAGCAUAAAACGCUACUCUCAGUUGCUUUUCUUUUGCCCACAAUACAGAUGUGGGUUGUUGCUGUGUGGAUUUAAUAAAAUGACAUGAUGUAUUCUGUCGGUAUUACAAGUGGGAGCGGGUGAGUCACUAUCAGAUUCUGUCCGGAAAAUUAUACAUCUGGAUCCAAACAGAUGUCCUCAUAAAAGAACCAACACAUUUUAACCGGUUUAUUUUGUAGUAGUUUCCAAACCCUGGGGAUCCUAGUGGUGAACAUACACGUAUUUUAUCACGAUGGCUAAGAGCAUACUAGGUUUAGCUGUUUUAUAGGAAGCGCGUUAGGAGAAUUGUCAGGUGUGUAUAGUCCUUGAAAAUGACAUUAAACUUUCCCUAAAGUGCCUCCAACAGGCCAAAGAUUUUAUUUUCACUGUAGGUCUCAAUGAGUGACAUUCCCCAUUUUUCAGAUAAAAGUACAAAAAAACUUAAACAUAAAUUUGAGCUUAGGCUCCAUUUCUGCCUAGGACUGUCGAGUUGGUUCUCAGCUUCAGUUCUACAUGGAGUCAUACCAUUAGCAUUGACACUGUAUUUAUACCACUUAUAUAUAUUUUCCAGGCUUUCCGCUGAGGAUUGGCCGCUCUACUGAAGUUGGGAAGACACACAAUAACACUAGAGGUAAUAAGAAGGUGUCAUUGUUUGCAGAUGACAUACUGACAUCAUGUUCUCUGGUCUAAUCACAAACCCAUGCUGUUGUCUCCAAUCUUUCUGAAUACCACAGCUUUACCGCCAUGACAACAUGUGAUGCUUUUCCUUUAUUUCAUAGAUCUGACUUGUGUUGAACGUGUCGCAUCACUUUGUCUGUUUUCUGCUCCCAGCACACACCUUUAAGAGUUGCCUUAGACAUCAGAGUUUGAACAGUCUGUGACAGAGUUCUUCUAUUUUUCUCUAAAGAAUUUUGUUCGCUACCAAAGACUGCUAGCUAGCUACGACGUCACGCUGUAAUAAAGUCUCCCCAAGCUUUCACAGCAGCAUGUUUGGAACAGGAAGCCAGGUUUUGGGGGGGUUUUCUAACAGAAAUCCAAGUGUGCUGAUAUAUUCAGAUAGAGAUAUAUAAAUAUAUUUUUUAACUUUUCCUAUUUGUAAAUGGAAAUAUUUUCGAGGCGUGCGAGUCGUGAAAGUGGAUGCGCCCCUGGAUGCUCGUUCUGUUCCCAGAUGAGGAACCGAACUCUAACCAGCGCUGAUCUGCUUGCUUUCAACCAAACCUGUUAAUUAAUUCAAAUGUCUUUUUUUUUUGUUUUUAUCAGAUUUUUAUUUCUUCUUUGAGUGUGGCUAAAAGGUUUUAUUCGGUGAAUUUCAGCCUCCUUCUGUCCUCUGUGAACACUGCACUCAUGCUUUUUGUUUUUUUGUUGUGUAUUUCUUUAUGCAACUGUGUGUAUUUGCGUCUUCUCUCCACGAGAGAAGAUUUAUAUAUAUCUAUACAUAAAUAUUUCAAUUUCGCCAUUUCAGUAUUUAUUUUUGAUGAACCUUUGCGAUUGAGAAUGUAUCUUUGUACAUUGAAUAUAUAUGAUUAUAUAUGUAUGAAACUUAAAAGAUGGUUUGGAUUUUAUUGAGUUGUAACCUGAGGAUUUCUUCAGCUAUGCACCAUGUCUCUGAGGAGAGACAUGGAGGUAAAUUAGGGGUCUGAAAACUGCACACACCUGCUCUGUUCUUUUGCAAUCAGUUGUCCUGUAAAUUUGAACUUCUACUCAACGACGGGUCAGUCGCCUCCUUUCGCAGAUUCCUCCCAUAUAUUUGUCAUCACUGUAGGUAACUCUGACAGGAGCGCAGUUUUUUCCGAAUCUGCAGUAAAUGCAUCAUUUUAAGCCCUUGCAGCAUCUCUAGCGUUACCUAUUUUUAACAAUUAAUUAAAGCAACUUUUGUGGGCAACAUC
Messenger RNA from Xiphophorus maculatus (southern platyfish), 7107 nucleotides. RefSeq names its product C-Jun-amino-terminal kinase-interacting protein 4-like (gene spag9b). The coding region runs from base 424 to 4527 and encodes 1367 amino acids. Gene Ontology annotation, cellular component: cytoplasm. The record is from RefSeq and is a predicted model, not a curated record. Gene Ontology annotation, biological process: vesicle-mediated transport. Gene Ontology annotation, molecular function: MAP kinase scaffold activity; kinesin binding; JUN kinase binding. NCBI's taxonomy places the organism in Eukaryota, Metazoa, Chordata, Actinopteri, Cyprinodontiformes, Poeciliidae. The transcript has 29 exons.